Pristis pectinata (smalltooth sawfish) is the source of this 8181-nucleotide messenger RNA. Its product is annotated as polycystic kidney disease protein 1-like 1. Lineage: Eukaryota; Metazoa; Chordata; Chondrichthyes; Rhinopristiformes; Pristidae. Gene Ontology annotation, molecular function: protein binding. The record is from RefSeq and is a predicted model, not a curated record. Gene Ontology annotation, biological process: kidney development. Gene Ontology annotation, cellular component: membrane. The coding region runs from base 1 to 8181 and encodes 2726 amino acids. The transcript has 49 exons.
AUGGUUCCAGAAGGCUUGGUACUCAACAUGAAUUCUAGCGUGAUUCAUAAAAAUGAAAUCAUUCUCUUCAGUGCAAUGCUGACUAAAGGAACUGAUGUGACCUACAGUUGGAAUAUGGGUGAUCAGACUUCAUAUGUAGAUGAAGGUCCUGUAAUUAAACACAAGUUUUUGUCAGCUGGAAUCUACAACGUCACAGUAAAUGCAUGGAAUAAAGUGGGAGUGGCCUCAACCUAUGUCACUGUAGCUGUCCUCUACAGGAUGCAACCUGUUUCUAUCUUUACAAACAAGACAAUAUAUGCUACAUAUUCUGACAUCGUGUUCACAGCUAUAACUGCAGAGGAUGACCCACUGCAAUUUGUCUGGUACUUUGGAGACAAGCUGCCAGUGAAAACUCCAUCACGCAGCAUAACCACAAGAUAUUCAACUCCAGGGAAGUACAAUGUGAUAGUGAAUGCAUCAAACCAGAUUAGUUCAUUCACAUCAAACAUCUACCCGAUAGAGCUGCAGCAGGCAGUUGAGCCAAACAGACUUAGAAUAAACAAUCAAGAUCUUACAUCAGUUCUCUUAAACUCCAGUGUUGCUGUGGAAGUGCGUAUUAACUAUGGGACCAAUCUCACUUACUUGUGGAACUUUGGUGAUGGUACUGUGAGAACUGGGAGCAGAAGAGAGUAUCACAGUUAUGAUAGGGAAGGAGAAUUUACAGUUGAAGUAGUCAUCUUUAACAAUGUGAGUUCUGCUGUGCUCUCUGGCCAGCUCUUUGUUAUUUCUGAGAAUUGUCAGCCUCCUCCAGUGAAAAGCUAUGGCCCAUCCAAAAUAGAGGUUAGAAGAUACCAGUCCUUCAAGCUUGGAGUUACAUUUGAGAGUGAGUUUGUCUGUAAUAUCUCAAGAGGUAUACAAUACAGUUGGUCCUUCUUUAAACCAGAUGGUUCACUGGUCACACUGGUGGAGGUUGACGUUAAUAAACAAUUUAUCAUCAUUCCAGGCUAUCUGUUGAACUAUGGAAUCUAUCUUGCAAUUGCCAGGGUUCAAAUUGUUGGCAGUGUAGUUUAUAAUAACUACACAGUAAGUGUUGAGAUCCUUGCUACCCCGCCAGUGAGUGUGAUUUCAGGUGGCACACAGCUCUUCAUAAAUUACAAGCAAGAAUCCAUCAUCAAUUUGAAUGGAUCAGAAUCAUAUGAUCCAGAUUACCCAGGUACUGCAGAGCUCAGGUUUUCUUGGUCUUGUGAAACAGUGAGUGGAUUAGAUAUCCCUUGCUUCAAACAUAAUGCAAGUGAGACUCUGAACACAAAUUCCAGUGCUGUCAAGGUCCCACUGUCUACAUUAAAACCUGAUAUUGACCAGUUUCUCUUCAAGUUAACAGUUAGCAAUGAUAACAGAUACUCUUCAGAAGCAAAGUUGUUUAUAACAGUCAAAAAAGAAGAUAAUUUAAGGCUCGUGAAACUCUUUUGUGUUGAUUGUGUGAGUAAUUCAGUCAAUUGGAAUGAAGCAUUUUCUGUCAAAGCUGUGUGUGAGGAGUGCUCAGAAACUGUGAACCUCUCAUAUUCUUGGAAGCUAUUCCUUGUGAAUUCAACAGAAACAGAACUUUUUGAAGUUCCCUUCUGCAGACUGGUGGUGGACAACUUGCAGUCAAAUUUAUAUGGCCCCAUUGUGGCUGAUGAUUCUCCUGCACUUGAAGCGACUUCUAGCACACAAACAUCAAUGACGGCAACUAUUCACUCCAACGUUCAAUCCACAACCAGUCCAAAACUCAAAGACACUCACAGUACUUGGAUUGGUCCACUUGAUCGAAAUAAUACAGGCAAUGUUACCAGUACUACUACAGUUUCAACUUUCCCUGUUACUCCAGUUCAGACCUUGCAAACUAACACAACAAACAGAAUAGGAAGAACUACUAUCUUACAAGACCCAUUCCGUUUUCCAGUUCCAGAAGAACAGAUAUCUGGUGGAAGGCCUCAGAGAAGAAUUCCCCGAGCUGCUAAGUCAACACAUUCUUCAUUCAACAAUGCUUCAGAUGUCAAUGAAACUCUGAACGUAGCCAGCAGUGAGAGCUUUUCGACUGUUUAUGAAAAACUGCAGACCUCAUCAUUGCCUGUGGUGACUUCUCCCAGUAUGAAUGGUUCUCGCAUGGAGAGCAGUGGAUCACGACCUGAGAUAUCAGGGAGCGGAGUCAUUGAAAGAGGAGCAACUGUCAGCAACAACACCAAUAUGAAUAUUAGUGGAACUGUCUUCGGAGAAGGUUCUUCUAACGCAACAGAGAACACCACUGAUUCAUCAGAAUAUGACACACAUUAUAACACAGUAGAAGGAACCUCUGGUUCUGGUGGGAGACCAGGAUUUCAAGCAGGUGGAUCCAGUGGGAAUAGUAUUGAUACAGGAUCCGGUGCAGACUCAAGUGAAGGAUCCAAUUUUGGAUCAGAAACAGGAGAUGGUGAUAAUGUGCUCCCAGACGCUCAGCCUUCAUCUGCAUCCAGACCCACUCCCAUGAUUGAAUGGUCGAAAGUACACAUUAAUGAUGAGAAGUUUAAAACAUUCACAACCACAGGUAUAAAAUCACAAACAUUGACAUUUAAACCUUUUGGCCUGCACAGUAGGAAGGUUUACAUGCUAGAAGUUAUUGUUAGAGGCCAGAGUGAAAGAGGAAAAGCACAAAUUUUUCUUUUCACCAACGAGGCUCCUCAGGGAUUGACAUGUGAAGUGCGACCCAGCAAAGGAUCAGAGAUUCUGACACAUUACAGCAUGUUCUGUACAUCAGGGAGGAAGGAUCUGCAUUAUGAGUAUAGCUAUCGUGUUGGCAAUUCAACCGAAACUCUUCUGUAUGAUGGAAGAGAUCAUGAAUACUAUUUUCACUUACCUGCUGGAGAACCAACUGAUGGAUAUAAGCUAAAAAUCAACACUGUGAUCACUGAUCUAGUCGGGUCCAAAACAAAGCCAUGUUCAGUUACUCCAAUUGUUUUACCAACUAUUAAAACAAAUGAAGAACUGUAUACCCAAGGUCUUCAGAAUCUCUCAACUCUAAUUUUGUUAGGUAAUCAAAAAGAAACCAAAAAUUACAUUUUGCUGCUGAACAGAGUCCUCCAUCGACUCCAUAAUGAGGGAAGUACCAGGCCAGAUUUACAGCAACAAACUAGAAAUGCACUAAUAGCAGCUCUUUGCAGCCUAACUAUAUCUAAUCAGAGAGAGCUGAUGGAAACAGUAUCUGCAUUGCAAGACCUUAUUAACAUAACCAAUGAGGUAACUUCAGAAAGUGCUCUGACUAUAACAAGAAAAAUUAAAGAGAUGAUUAGGCUUUUUAAAGAAUCUGGGGAGUUCAGACUGCAUGAAGAAUUAGUGAAGAAAAUAGUCCAUCUGGUUGCUGAUGUAAUGGGAGCAUCUGAUAACAGCGCAGUAAAUUCAAAGAACCUGUUAUUUGAUGGUCUGCAAGUGACAACUGAGCUUUUAUUGCAAUAUGUGCUAAUCAACAAUCAAUCACAGUUUUAUGUGAACACCAACUUAAUGGAGCUCCAGACUUCUCAAAACUAUGGCUUUCUGAACACAGUGCAAAGUACACAUUCUGCCAAGUUUUUCCUUCCUGACCAUCUGGAUAAAGAGAUUGCUGUAAGAACUGGUGAAAGUAACAGUUGUAUCAUCAGCCAUUUGAUCAGCUUCAAAAAGAAUCCAUACAUUUGGGGAAAGUCUCCAAUGGAGAUUACUGGAGAUGUUGCUGACCUCACACUGUAUAAUUGCACUAACAGAAGAAAAGUUGAAGUAAGAGGACUCAAAACACCAGUUCUAAUUGAAUUUGAAAGGAAGGACUCAACUGAACAGCUUCAGGUGCACUUCCUCCAUCGAACCCAAAUGAACGUUCAUAUCUUGCCAGUGAUCCCAGCAAACCUACAGCAGGCUUUGCAGAUUCGAGUGAAUUUCAUCAGGCCUAACCAAGAGGUGUUUCCUGUCAUGCUGUUAGUGAGGUCGAAUAAAGAGCCAACUCCGAGUAAAUACAACUUAAAACAAGUCCAUCACUGGAAUGGAGACGUAAUCCAAUUGUUUAUUCCUGCAACAUCACUCUUGGGAACAGGGACAUACUACCUUGGUCUCUUGGAUGCAAAUUAUAAUAGAAAACCAAAAAAUAACUAUCUUGCCAACAAUCUGAAUUACACUUUGAGUAUCCAAUGGACUCAAUGUUUGUAUUGGGAUGAUAUCCAGGAGUGGAAAUCUGAUGGCUGUUCACCCCAGCAGGAAUCAGAUUCACAGAAAAUAAACUGCAGUUGCAACCACAUGACAACAUUUACAGUUGCACAUCAGCCGGUUGGGAUGAAAGAUGUUAAAUUCACAGAUAUCUUGAUAUUUAUCAGUGCUGUUGAAAACUAUGUCACUUGCAUCACUGUUCUGUUUGCGCUUACCUUCUACAUCCUGCUGGUUAUCUUGUGUAAGCACAAGGAUCUUAUCCUUGAGACAAAACCUGGAAUCAUUGUAUUGCAAGACAAUGCUCCCACUGACCAGUAUUUGUAUGAGAUCAUUGUGGAGACUGGCUUCAGGACAAAGGCUGGAACCACUGCCAAGGUAUACAUCAAACUUUAUGGAGAAGAUGGUGUUUCUGAAACUAGAGAGUUAUACCACUCUGAGAAGCAAUUAUUUGAGAGGAAUUCCAGAUACACAUUUAUAAUGAGUGCUCCAGAUAACCUUGGUCCAAUUUGGAAGGUUCAUCUUUGGCACAACAAUGGUGGUCAUUCUCCUAGCUGGUAUGUUACUUCUGUAAUUGUCAAGGACGUGCUAAAUGGUCCAUGCUGGUUCUUUCCUGCUGAAUGCUGGCUUGCGGCAGAUGAAGGGGAUGGAAAGGUAGAACGAGAGCUGAUCUCACUUACCCAUGGGCCAGGCUUUAAGAAACUUCUGUAUAGUAAACUAACUGAGUACCUGGAAGACUACCACAUAUGGGGAUCAGUAUACAGUCGCCCAUCCUAUAGCUCUUUUACACAUACUCAGCGCCUCAGUAUCUGCCUUUGCCUUCUGUUGGGUUAUAUGUGUCUAAAUGCUGUGCUGACCAGCUUCAAGAGCGAGGAGUACACUGCUGAACUGGGUCUCAUUGAUGUCUCAACUGCCUCCUUAGUUACUGGCUUGAUUACGACAGUAGUAGUUCUACCAGUUGUAUUGUUGCUAUCAUUGCUAUUCAGGUUUAGCAAGGUAAAAUUGCUGCGGGAAACUUCUACUGAAGAGCAAUACGGGACUACAAGAGAAUCCAAUAUAUAUUCUAUCGAAGACAGUGCACUUGAAUCCUUCCUGUCCUGGCAGAACCUGCAGCAGUGGGCACAGGAAGCAUGGAGGAAAAAGUAUGAGCGUGGUAUAUUGGACUCUCAUGUUCCCAGCAUUCACUCAAAGCGCUACAGUGAUGCAAGCAAUAAGAAGGGUGGAACUUGCUCAUCUGAAGCCAGCUCAAGUGGAUUUGAGGAUUGCAGUUCACGGGAAAAUGCCAAGCCAAUACCAAAGGUCUCAAAACAUAACUCCAGUGACCUACGAUCAGAUUAUUCAUCAGAACACAGCAGUUUGUUUGAACAACCUGUGGCAAAUAGAGCCAGACAUUUUCUUCCAUCUUGGUGCUGUUAUCUGGCAUGGGUCAUCUGCCUCUUGAUUACCUUGGUGUGUGUGUUGAUGACAAGUCUGUUGGGACUGCGGUUUGGACCAACCAAAUCUAUAUUGUGGUUACAUUCGCUGUUUUUCUCUCUCCUAUACUGCAUCUUUGUCAUCCAGCCCAUUGCAAUUUUUUGUAUAGCAGCUGUAGUUGCAUUGAAAAACAAAGAUUGCAGUGACUUUUACAUCAGCCUCAUUGAUUCAAAUACUUCAUCAGAUGUCUGCAAGCAAUGGAAUUCUGAACCUGGUUUUCUUUCUGAGAGCUAUCCCAUUGAUACCCAUUACAAUCCAUACUCUGCCCCAAUGGAUCUUGACAGGAUUGUGGCUGCUCGUCAAAGGGCUCGAUAUUUACGAUUGGCUCGACCACCAACUUCUGCACAGCUGAAAGAAGCCAAAGACCGUAUGAGAAAAGAAAACCUCAUUCAACAAACAUUACAAGAAUUUGUGCUUUACAUUGUUAUGCUGAUACUACUGCUGUUGAUAACAUUUGGUAAAUUUUCCAAAGAUGAGUAUCGCCUCAAUCAAGCUGUUCGAGUGGAGUUUACAAGGAAUGUGAAAAAUCCUUUCAUAAAUGUGAAAUCAGCUGAUGAUUGGUGGAAUUGGAGUUUUACCACCUUGUUACAUGGCCUGUAUUGGGACACAUGGUACAACAAUGCUGCAGCCAAAAGCCAGAUUCCAGAAAUACUGUCAGGGCUUGUCCAAGACUGUGUGCCUCCGUAUACCACAUUGAUUCAUCAUUCAGAUCACUCAAAUUCUACGAAGCCUGCAAGAAGUGAUAAGUUCAGCCAAUGUGGCCAAUUCAAUUGCUACAAAGGAAAGGGAUCCAUUAUUAGCCUUGGUAGAACACGGAAUGAGGCCUAUACAACGCUACUAGCAUUGAAGAAGACCAAGUGGAUUGAUCGGAACACCAGAGCAGUGAUAGUUGAGUUCACCCUCUACAAUCCCCCCACCAACCUCUUCACAGUUGUGUCUCUGUUGGCAGAGUUGCCACCAUCAGGAGGUGUUCUUCCAUUAGUUCAUAUAGAGUCAGUCAGCAUCUACCAGGAAAAUUCUCUUCUGGACUAUUUCAUCAUGGCCUUUGAGGUUGGACUUGUCAUAAUUAGUAUCUUUUAUUAUGUGUAUUAUGUGUUUUACUUCGUAUUGGCUGUGGAUGUUAUUGACCAUCUUCACAGUGGAUAUUUCAAAACAUUUGUGGAUAUGAACUUCAUUUCUGCGUGGAUAAAGGUGAAACGCUUCCUUCAUGGUUUGCUUGUGUUCCUGCUCUUAAUAAAAAACAUCCAUUUAUUACGUGUUAACAAGGUUAUGGCACCCUGUGCAACAAUGCUGCGGCUGUCCUAUUCCAGUCUGAUGGUACCAGUGUUUAUAGGGAUUCUUACCUCAAUGGCAGAAGAAGCAAAGAAAUCAUCAAGGAGUAAACACUUAGUGACAUUCACUGAUGUCGCAGAUUAUGCUCGGGAGAAGAUUAUGACUUUCACAGGAAGGAACAGACGCAUAGAGGCAGAUCAUGUUUCAACACGAGGAAAUAACUUUUACUUGGAUGAAUUUGAAAACUUGAUGGAUGAGUUGUUGUUCCGCCUCAAUGCACUGUCGAACAGUCUUCACUGCUCUCUCCCAGCAAAGUCACAUUAUCUGGAGGACAGUCCUUAUGAAUUGGCUCCUGGUUAUUAUUACAAUCAAGAAUCUGAGGCUCACACGUUUCGUGAAAAUCAUUUGGAGCAUAAAGUUUACAAACUCGAAGAACUAUUCAGGAACAAUCUGCAGAUAUAUGAACUCUUAAUACCAGGAAAAGAACACAAUUCUGAUUCAGACAUCACAGAUAUCAAAAUGUUAAGGUCCAAGCUUGAAUUAGAGACCCUUCAUCAACUUCAGAUCUCCCAAGAAAAUAUGUUUAGAACAUCUGAGAGUGCUCAGAGUGGUCCUGGAUCAGCCCACCCCCAGAAAAGUGCUGAUGCUGAUUCUUCCGUUCCACAGGAUGACCUUUCAUUCACUAAUGACAAUGCGAUAAAGAUUGUUCCCUGCAGUGCUUCAGAUCCACCAGAAACAUUUUGCAAUGUCAUUUCGGAUUCUUAUAACGUAUCCACUCAGAAUGGCUCUCAGCAAUCAGUGGACUCUUUGAGUGCUGAACAUUACAAUCUUGCAAAACUGGGAGACACACUGCCCCACGUCUUGUGUGGAAUUAAAUGUCCAGAAAAGCAGGCAGCACAGACACGAAUGCUUGAGAGCAGACUGACUGGUCAGCAACGUGGCUCCUCAGCCAGCACAUCAGGAAAGAACCGUAAACAGCUUAAACGCUCACACACCACAGUUAUUCAGAUCCUUGACAACAACAAGGACUUAGCAGUUAAAGCGUUUAAAGUUUCGCAGCAAACUACGUGUGAUACCUCAGGCCAGUGCCUUGGAAUCCCGGUUGUCCAACCAAACUCCAUACAUCAAUCUCCAUCUGAUCAAGUCAAAAUGCCAGAAAGUCAGGCUCAAAUUCCAGAGAAUUCUGAAAGUGCAAUCCAGUCUUCAGGGAACAAAGCUGAACAGGAUGAAAAUGUAGAUGUGCCUGACCUUCCAGGAUCCAUAAAGCAGUGCUGA